Molecule: messenger RNA, 3186 nt
Organism: Durusdinium trenchii
Lineage: Eukaryota; Dinophyceae; Suessiales; Symbiodiniaceae
Source: the annotation of a GenBank genome assembly
AUGUCAGCGGAAUUGUUUGCUCAAAGCUCGCUUUUGGAGCUGAAGUCUGAAGCUGCCCGCUGGCAUUCGGCCAGCGAUCAGGUGGAAAAGGAUUUGGGGACCCUAGCGGCCCUCAUUUUGGAUCUUCAGAAUCAGGCGACUCAGGAGGGCACGAAUGAUGAGAAUACGUUGGUAAAAGACGGCCCACUCACAGGCCGGAGCCUGAGCCAUGUUGUGAGGGUGCAGGAGGCCAACAGGAAUCGGCUUCGAGCUCUGCGUGACGGUGAAAACCUUUUCAGUUUUUCAUACUUCUCGAAGUAUGUGGCAGUGGAAGAGGGCUCUCUCCCGUCGUUUGCCGGGGACAUCCGUGAAGGGAACCGCGACGCGGUCCUAGAUGUGAUCAGGUGGACCACCCAAAAGAUGUCAGAUUCCCAUGAGAGCGUCAAGAGCAUGACCACCUUUUUGACAGCGCUUGAUGCCCACCUCAAGUUGACGGAAGAGGCCCAUGCCGAAACCAGUCGACGCCUUAUCGAGUUAGCUGGUGCCAUCGUGGGAGUGCAAAGCGAUUUCUUCGAAGAUGAAUUGAUUGGGAAAUUUGGCAAGUUCGCAGAGGAUCACGGUGCUAAUCCGACCAGGAUUGCGAGGCGCCACAAAGUCUUGAGCAAUGUUUCUGGAAAGAACUGCCUGGGAGGUAUAUACCCCACGCUGGAAGUGGAAACCAAGGAUUUAGAUUUGGUGGAAGACUUCAUUGACGAGGGGCAAGAGGAGGCGGUUGCACGGUUUGCUCAAAUGGAAUCUUUUCAUUUGGCAAAAGAAUCAAAGUAUUUUGUCAUCGUGUCUCGAAGGGCAGGUUUGAAGCGGCUCCACAUGUCAGGCUGUCACGUCAAGCCCGGCCGGGCCCGCCGGCGCCGGGGCAAUGGUGGUGAUCCUGAUGCAGUGAAUAGGGAGUUUGUCUCCCAGAACAUGGAUUCCGACCUCCAAUUCAUUUUGGGUGAUUCUGUCAGUAUUGGGAACCAGGACACACCCCAGGGUAGGGCUGAGACCGCCGCAGUAGUCUCCUCUUGGGAGAUUGCAAAGGAGUUCUUGGCGAAGGAAGUGGAGCUUCGUGCAGAGGCCAAGGUCCUGGGGCAACCUCGCAUUUUGCAGAUUCAUGAGAGGCAGGCCAUGUUGAAAGCAGUGGAGGCUGUUUAUGGGACUUUGGGUGACUCGGAAUGCCCUGCGCCUGAUUAUCUUUCACUCAAAGCUGAGGAAACUGAGGCGAACGAACCAACCGCCUCACCUUUGGACGAGAUCAUUAGCAAACAGGCCUCUUCGUUUUCGCAGCUUCAAUCCGCUGUUGAUUCGACCGGGCUCAUUCGUGUGACUCGCGCAAAAGGUAAAUCUAAGAUGCCGGUCAACACGGAGGAAUAUCGUAAAGUGAUGAAAGUUGAAAUGUAUGCAUGGCUUUCCAUGGCUUCGAGGUGUAGGUCUAAGCAUUGGUUGCAUGGUUUGACUGCAGAACCGUUCACCAAGUUCGUUGAAUAUAUCCUUGGUGAGCGUGUAUUGAACAUCCAGAUUCCGACGACGUCGCCAGAGCAGCAACGGAGAGUCAAGCCUGAUUGGACAAUCGUCUUAGCCUAUGAGCACAAGUUGCGCCGUGAGGCCAUGAAGCUGGUAAUCAAUCAGGGUCAUACUUUAGCCGACGCCUUGCCUUCAGUCAUCCGUGAUGCUGAUCUCAAAGAAGCUUUCUUCACGACACCUGUCCCAAGGCUUUUGAAACAGGCUGAAGUACUUGACCUGACUGGUGAGGACGACAUGGCUCCCCCAGAGCGCUCCGGUCGAUCAGCUUGUGAGGAUGAGGUUCUGGCAGUGCUUCGUCGUGAGUGGGCAGGGUUGCUACCGGAUCCGGAGGAUGCGUUGGUUGUGGAUCAGGGGUCUGCUCAGGUUUGCCCCCCGAAGGUCAAGCAUCGCAAGGUGGAUGAUUCAGACUUUUGCCCGAUUGCGCAAAACUAUGCAUCCGCAGACAUGUCAUCCUCGGAGCUUGAAACGAAGUUUAGGGAGGAGGAAGCCCUCGGCAGGAUGUUCUCUUCCAAAAUGGGCGUGCUUCGUGAGCAGUAUGGUGACAAGCUGAGGAUCGCAUCAAUGGCGGCCAUCAAGAAACCGGACGGGACAGACAAUUGGCUUCUCCAUAUGAUUUAUGUGGAUGACUUGCAUGGUGCAUUCAUAGGACAGCAUAAAUUUUGGCUCCUUUGGAUCUGGCUAUUGGCCUUCGAACUCGUGGGGGUUCCUUUUGGGUACCAUAAGUUCCACGGUGGCUUUGCCUCGGAGUUUGUUGGUUUCCACUUGAGAUACGACCUUGCAGAAGUUGGCAUUUCCGAGAAGAGGGGUCAAUGGUUGCUUGAAUGGAUUGCAAAAACUGCCGCCGAUCGCUUUGUCGUUGUGGCUAGGUCUUUCAUUGAGUUCCUUGGUCGUUUGGGGUUCGUCUCACAGCUGCUUGUCUGGCUGAAGCCGUGCUUGUCUCCUUUGUUUGCAUGGGCCGCCGUGGUGGCCCCGGGCACUGUGGGGAAGCUGCCUGACACUGUGAUUCUUACUUUAAAGUACAUCGACUUGGAAUUAAAGGGUGAGACCUUCUUGAUUUCUGUUAAGAGGCCCGUUGUGGUUUCGCGCGAGAUCUUCAGGACUGACGCAAAAUGCACUGACGACUUGGUGGUCUUGGGGGGUUGGAAACUUGACACUAGGAGAUGGUUCUCAUUAAGGUCAACGCAGCGUGAUGUCCCGUUCUUUUUCCAGGAAGGGAAGGGGGCAAUGUGGGCAUCGACCUCGGCGGAGCUCUUAGCAUCUUUGGUUGCCCUCGGUGUGUUCGGUUGGAUCACGCAAGGGAAGCACCGCAAGUCGGUUCCUGUGGUGCUUGCAGCAGGCACAGAUAACCGUGCCAACGAUGUGUUAUCAACCAAGCGCACGACGACGAAAUGGCCCCUCAUGGCCAUAAACAUGCAACUCUCAUCUGCCAUCGCCAAGGCAAGACUUUCGUUAGACCUGAGAUGGAGAGCAAGGGAAGAGAACGAGGAGGCUGACAGCCUCACCAAUGAGGUCUUCGAUGCAUUUGACUUGAGCAAGCGAAUUCCAGUGUGUUUCUCGGAUAUCGACCUUUCCACGGUCUUCGCCCUUUGGGAGACAAAGCGGGAAUUCGAGGAGUUAAAGGAACGAGACUUCACCACCUUCGCGUAA